Messenger RNA from Batrachochytrium dendrobatidis JAM81, 540 nucleotides. RefSeq lists its product as uncharacterized. Gene Ontology annotation, biological process: cytochrome c-heme linkage. Gene Ontology annotation, cellular component: mitochondrion. Gene Ontology annotation, molecular function: holocytochrome-c synthase activity. The record is from RefSeq and is a predicted model, not a curated record. The annotation marks the transcript as partial. Lineage: Eukaryota; Fungi; Chytridiomycota; Chytridiomycetes; Rhizophydiales. The transcript is spliced from 5 exons.
GCAAUCAAUCCACUGAACAAUAUGACUGCACCUAAUCAAACGCCUGCACCUAAUCAGACAAAACCAUUAGACACAGACAGAGAAGUCAGUACAAUUCCUAUGGGUGGGUCGCAUAGUGGAUCCAAUUGGAUUUAUCCAACUAUGUUUUUUAAUGCCAUGCGUCGUAAGAGCUGGGAUGCCAAGGAAGACGAUAUGAAAGUCAUUGUGCCGAUUCAUAACGCUGUGAAUGAACGAUGUUGGAAACAAAUUCUGGAAUGGGAGUCGCUUCAUUCAAGCACAUGUUCCCAGCCAAAACUAUUGAAAUUUCAAGGAAGACCAAAGGACUAUUCACCAAAAGCUCGAUUUCGACAACUUCUUGGAUAUAAGCUUCCUUUUGAUCGACACGACUGGACUGUUGAUCGAUGCGGAACCACUGUAACAUACGUGGUAGAUUUCUAUACAGGCCAAUCUAGUAGUCCAACCGAUCUUGCCUUUUACCUGGACGUCCGACCUGCAAUUAGCUAUCAAGGAAUAACUGACAGGCUGUUCAAAUUCUGGAAA